Messenger RNA from Ostreobium quekettii, 1131 nucleotides. NCBI's taxonomy places the organism in Eukaryota, Viridiplantae, Chlorophyta, Ulvophyceae, Bryopsidales, Ostreobiaceae. The record is from the annotation of a GenBank genome assembly.
AUGGACGAAGAACCGGCGCCGGAGCCCGGCUCUCCCGCGCCGUCCGGCGACGGCAACGAGUCGCCCGGCGAGGAGCUGUCCAGCCUGCAGCUGGCGGUGGACACCCUGACGUGCUUUCCGGACGUGCUGGACCACGACACCAAGGGUGAGGAGGACCUCGGCGACUCUGGCGACUACGAACAGUUCGAUGUCGGCACAUUUGACUUUCGGAUGCGGAGCUUCCUGAAGCGGCAGGUCAAGAAGCAUCUGUUCAAAGUCACACACAAGAGGAUCAAAUUUGGUGACAAGAUUGCAUUUGUGCUGGGUACCGUCAAUCUGUGGCUAUGUGCAUACUGGCUAGGCUGCUGUCGCAGCACAUUCCACAAGACGUACUCUGCGAAGGCUGUGUUCCUCUUCACCACUCGAUUCUUGCUGUACAAGCAGCAGAAGAUGCACUACUACUUCUUUGACUUCUGUUACUUUGCAAAUGGCCUGCUGCUGUUUAGCUUGUGGGUAAUGCCCACUUCAGCAUUCCUCUUCAAGGUGUGCUUUGCCUACAACACAGGCAUUUUGGCUUGGUCCAUCCUUGCCUUUCGCAACUCGCUGGUCUUCCAUAGUCUGGACAAGGUCACGUCACUUUUUCUACACUACGAGCCCAUGAUCGUGUCUUGGACCCUGCGAUGGUACCCUGAUUGUGAACUUCUGGGGAAUUGCACCACAGAUGGAAGAAUUGCAUCGGAACAGGCAACAGCCGCUGAGCUGCUGCUGUACCCCAUACCUUUUUACCUCUUGUGGGCCACGAUUUACUAUUUGAAGAUCUUUGUCUUCUCUGAGAAGAAGAUUCAGGAGCGGGGAUAUUCAACGCUGUUCAAAUACAUGACAUCAAACAAGAAGAGCGGCUUUGCCAAAUUCGUCCUGAGGUUUCCGCAUAGAUGGCAGCCUGUCGUCUUCCUUGGCUUCCACCUGACCUUUUUCAUGACCGCCCUGGUUUUCGUUUUCUUCUGCUGGCGGUCGUACUGGGCGCACACCGCGCUCAUCAGCUGCCUCUCCUUCGUGUCCGUUUGGAACGGCGCCAAUUUCUACUUCGAGGUGUUUGCCACCAAGUACAUGAAGACAGUCGAGACUAGAGUCGCGGAAAAGAAGCAAGACUGA